Messenger RNA from Phytomonas sp. EM1, 2256 nucleotides. The record is from the annotation of a GenBank genome assembly. NCBI's taxonomy places the organism in Eukaryota, Euglenozoa, Kinetoplastea, Trypanosomatida, Trypanosomatidae.
AUGCUUCGUGUUUUCAGAUUGCUUCGUAUUUCUCUCCCCUUUGAACCCAUGGCACUGACGACACUGGAUAGUCUGCAUUCUCGUCUUGGGUCCCUAAAGUUGCAGAGCGAAAAUGGAAGAGUUCCAAAGGCCCAUCGGAUAACCUUGCAGGAGGGGGAAGUGGCCAUCCAUCACCACUUGCACGACUCGCCGAACUGGUUCCAGAGUUCGUUACCCUUCUUCAUUUCACCAAAGCACGAUGGAGUGCGUAUGAUUACCUUCCCACCUGAACUUUCCAGCACCCACAACCACCACAUUGAUAGGCUUGGUCAGGCGAAAACUUCAAAAUCUGCAUCAAAGUCCACAGACAAGCCAUACAUCGCAGAAACGACAUGCUUUUCGCGUUACGGGAGGCCAAUUCACGGCAUGUUCUGGAUCGAACACGAGCUAGCGUUGUUGAAGGCGUUGUGUCGGGAUCCGAUGUUGGUACUGGAUGGUGAGUUGUACAUUCACCAAAGCGUCCCUGAUAAGGGAAAAAGUGACGAUACCGAUGAAUCGGUGUCGCCAGCAGACGAGAGUUUUCCUAAAAGAGGCUCGCUCAAGGCACAAGGGGAAGGUAAAGACGGCGUCUCCUUAAUUGACGAAUGCAAAUCUACGGAGGUGGAACCGGCUUCGGCUUCACUGACGCGGGAGAGUGAUUCCUUCAAGACGGGUUUUUUGGCGGUCUCGGCACUGGUGCAUCGGCUCCGCGGGUCAGGCAAAAACAGUCCUUCUCGUAGUGGCAUAAGCUCCAUCGGAUCGAUCUCAGAUCGUUUGGCAGAGGUGCUUCAAUACGUCAACACACUGCCACGGUAUUUCCUCUUCGACGUCGUUUCCUUCAGUCCGCCCCAGGAAUCAGCAGGGGUUCAUAGUGGUAGGGAAAGCGAACAGAAAUUUCAGGGUAGACGUUCGAGAAAAGGUGCCGCUGUUAGACAGAUUUCUAGCGAAUUGGAGCGUAUCCUCCAGCUCACGAUGAAGGCGCAUCACGUGACGGAUCUAGAAAUGCUCCGGUGUGUCCCGAACCUAACACCGUUCUCCCAGCGCCUGCGCACGCUCUACUUUUUGACAGACCUGCUUUCCCGCGGUGUAAACUCACCAACGCUCCAAAAAGCCUUUAGCUUGACGAACCUCACUUCAGAUGAGGGGACUGCUAGUAGCUGCUGCAAAACCGCCAAAAAAAGCAAAGCAAGGAAAAAACGCACUGAUGGCGGCGAUCCCCGCAGCUCUGGAGAGGUCCCGUAUAUCCAAAUGAUCCCAUACCGUCUGGUUCGAUCACUGGAAGAGGCAGAGCACUCCUUGUUGCCGAGCUACGUAGCGCAAGGCUACGAGGGCGCGGUGAUUCGAACACCGACAAACUUAUACGAAUUUCGUGAGAAGCGCAAAGACGUGCUGCGGCGCUUCGUCGAACCGUUAAUGUUGCAAAGACCUAUGAAUUGCAAACGGGUGCAGCUGCGACGACGGGCCCCUUCCGUCGACGUAGAUUCGCCUCCUUUGAAGCGGACCGCCUCGGUCCAUCAGGAUAUCGUGAACACACAACGCAUGGUACUACUGCGCACGUAUGCAGGCGAUGAAGUGAACAAAGGAUGCCGCCGCACGACCGGUCGUUCGGAUAGACUGGAAAAGGGAAUACACGAAGACAGGGGAGAUGACGAAUCAGCUGCCGCGAACGCCACUGAAAACGAUAUUGUUGCUAGCUCGAAGCAGAUCGCGCAGCGUGCACUCGAGCACUCCAAGAACCUUCCGCGGCGCUGCGAAACGUGUGUAAAACUUUUACCUUUUCGCGACAAAGAGUACGCGGUAUUGCGACCGCUCUUGAAGGUUCCCUCAACAAACCCACGUGCGCGGCCGUUGGUGGCGAUACCGAUUAAAGAAGUCGAGUCGCGGAAAGGUCGUGAAGGCAUACCCAUCAAAAGGAACACGUGUAAAAAGCAAAAGGAUGCUUCUAAGAAUGAGUCCCCUCAACGCGAUUGUACCGAUGACGAAGGAAUGGUGGUAUUUUAUGGGCUUCAAUGCCUGGCUGAGAACGGUCGUGUGUUUAACGUGUCCAUCCCAAAGAUGUCAGCGGAGAAGCAGCGCGCACUCCUUCAGCAUCUCCUGGAAGUCUCUCAGAAGAGGCAAGGCAAGAAAACGCUUACAGGUAUGUACGUCACCGUGAAGUUCGCAUCACUUACAGAGCACGGGGUCCCCCGCUUCGGCACCGUCAAGGCCAUCCGUGGCGGCAAGGGUUGGUUUCUAUGA